This is a messenger RNA of Marasmius oreades (fairy-ring Marasmius), 2492 nucleotides long. RefSeq lists its product as uncharacterized. The transcript is spliced from 8 exons. The record is from RefSeq and is a predicted model, not a curated record. NCBI's taxonomy places the organism in Eukaryota, Fungi, Basidiomycota, Agaricomycetes, Agaricales, Marasmiaceae. The coding region runs from base 936 to 2270 and encodes 444 amino acids. Gene Ontology annotation, biological process: G protein-coupled receptor signaling pathway. Gene Ontology annotation, cellular component: membrane. Gene Ontology annotation, molecular function: mating-type alpha-factor pheromone receptor activity.
AGCGCAGCGCGCUUCAUAACCUGUGCGUUGCAUGAGGCGCUCUUGCACACUCUUUCUUCCCUGCUCCCAUACUUACCAGUUCUUCCUCGUCGUCUUGAAUUCACUCGUCAGCUGCAAACCAUACCAGAAACAAUGCCGAGACAGUAACUGUCUUGGUUAGCAAUACCGUUCUCGGCCUUUUUCAUUCAAGUUUCCCAUACCAACGCAUGUUUCGAUGUACAAGGCCUCCUGAGUGCUUGUACUUCAUGCUGGUAACGCGCUAGUCUCCAGAUGCAACAUUGUACUUUGACCAAAUAACCGCCCCGCCUCCCGAAUGACGAAUGUUGGACCGUACAUUGUCGACGUUGUAUUCAGAGUCCAGUUAAGCAUGGUUUUCGGGGUUCUCCCAUUAGCGAAGUCCGCUUGAUUGGACCCGGUUAUGUAGACCCGGUGAAGAUCUUAUUGUUCUCUAUACGAGGACCAUUGGCUGUUGUACCCAAGUUGUACACUACUUUCGACUGCAUAUUUUUUUUUUCAAAUGGAAGUAACAUUGAAGCCCGCGUUCCCCCACGAUCCCGGUUUUCGCAAAUUCAAACUACAGUACUCCAGGCCUUUAACUCUUUUACCGUGGUCCCACUCGUGCCUCCCUACCCCAAAAUUAUUGCAUGUUGUUGUGACAUGUGGUCAUUCCUCUUAACAAACUUACGUCCAAAUAUGGUAUUCCCUGUUUUGGAAAAUUCAAGGUAACCACCGAAUUUGGAUGCAUGUUUGCACUAUUCGUCUCUACCGUACACAAGGGGACGUCCAAAAUUGCGUACAAGGUGGAACGAUUGAGGCAUUUGCUCUUAAAGCUGAGGAAUGACCCCCGGUUGAAUUGAUUCCCUCCCACCAGCUGAAUCGAACCAUUGGGUGACUCCUUCGUACUCAAGGUUCCUCCAGCCCUCCAAAUCUUCACCAUGGCCUACCCAAAUGAAGUCUACACGACCUUCUCUUUAUUCUCUCUUAUUUUGGUGAUAAUUCCUCUUCCCUGGCAUUUGGAAGCAUGGAACACUGGCACUUGUUGCUUCAUGCUUUGGGCUGCCGCUUUAAACCUCAAUUUCUUCGUAAAUUCAAUCGUAUGGAACGGGCAAGUCCUCAACUUCGCGCCGGUGUGGUGCGAUAUUUCCACGGUAAUUAUCGUUGGGACCAACGUCGCGCUGCCCGCCUGUUCCUUGUGCAUAAACCGACGACUUUACCAUAUCGCUACCACCAACGCUGUCACUGUCACUCGUGCUGAGAAACGACGCGCAAUCAUCGCAGACUUCGCCAUUUGCAUGGGUAUCCCUUUCCUGAACAUGAUACUUCACUACAUUGUUCAAGGACAUCGUUUCGAUAUCUUCGAAGACAUUGGCUGCUGGCCCUCUACCUAUGUAACCUGGGUCACCUUUGUUUUGAUAUUUUCAUGGCCUCUCGCGAUCGCCGUUGUGUCUGGUGUGUACAGUGUCCUCACAUUGAUUUCCUUCAACAAGCGCCGCCGGCAAUUCAAAGAACUCCUCUCGAGGAACAACAAUUUGAACCCCAAUCGCUAUCUCCGCCUCAUGUGUCUUGCUAGUGUUGAUGUCGUCUUCACCAUACCAGUUUCCAUUUGGUCCAUGGCCAACAACGUCCGGCUUGGAGUACACCCUUGGGUUUCCUGGGAAGUCACCCAUCUCAAGUUCAGCAACGUCAGGUUGAUUCCUGCCUUGCUUUGGAAGGCCGAUCCUGUGCAGUCGAUCAACUUAGAGUUCACGCGUUGGGCGAUCAUUGCGUGCUCGAUUCUUUUCUUCAUGUUCUUUGGCUUCGCGGACGAAGCAAGGAAGAACUAUCGUGCAGCUGUAUCAUCUGUCCAAAAACGCGUCGGAUAUACUUCCACCGGUUCAAUGACGCUGACGGGUACUGGUACUGGCAAAUCAAUGACGUCUUCUUCCAACUCUACCACCAUGCCCGUCUUCGUGAGGAGGGAAACUCACAGAAAACGUGACUCCCUCGAAUCUUUUACCGAUGUCGCCUCCGUCCGUUCGGAAGGACGGGAUUUCAGGGAGAAGCAAUUCGAUCAAUCGUUUGGGACUUUGUCGCUCUCCGACGUUGGAGGUACUCUGGCGGAUACCCAAUCAUGUCCCUCGUCACCUGCAUCGUCCUUCGGCUCCGCGUCUUGCAUCGAGUCGCAGUACGAUAAAGACGAGCAACCCGAUAUCGAGAUUUCCUCGUUGAGGUACUCGAUUGCACCACCAGAAGCUGCGCAUCUUACGAAAGAUACCUCCGGCAUGGUGUAGAUCCCGUCUCCCUCCCCCCAUCCCUUAAUUCAUUGACUUUAUAUCUCUUUCAUACUUUAUAUCUCACUUAUACCCCCCUUUCGAGAAAAAACCCAUACGGUUUUUAGAUCUGGUUUUGUUUAGGGUCCACUCUGUCUCAAACCACACUACUGUAUCCAUAGGUCCUCUGUUUUCCUUACAAUUUUCCUUACAAAAUGACAAUGCUGACAUGACAACGCGAAA